Iphiclides podalirius (scarce swallowtail) is the source of this 2190-nucleotide messenger RNA. The record is from the annotation of a GenBank genome assembly. NCBI's taxonomy places the organism in Eukaryota, Metazoa, Arthropoda, Insecta, Lepidoptera, Papilionidae.
AUGAAGAAACGGACGAUAUCGAAGCUCAAAUCGCUGUUUAGUUCCAAGAAAGGUAAACGGCAUCAACAGCAAGAUCAAUCAACAAAGACCUCACGAUCGCCCUCCCCAGAGCCGGCGGAUGACUCUCCCUGCGAGUCGUACAGGCCUCUGCUGAGGACACCACCUCCAAGCCAUGUCGGGCCACCGCCGUCUCCGCCAGUACCUACCAACCCCGUGGCACCAGUGGCCCCCCAGCCUUCGGGGCCCUUGCCGCUUAUGCCGUGCCCCGUUUGCGGGCGCACCUUUGUCCCACAGUCCCUUGCGAAGCACGUUAAGAUCUGCGAGAAAAUGAUGGCCAAGAAGAGGAAAACCUUCGAUUCAUCGAGGCAACGGCGCGAAGGCACAGAUUUGGAACAGUACUUGCCAAAGAAUUUCGGUCUUCCAGAGAACAGUCCCUUCCUCGAGAAGAGUCCGCCGAACACUGCCAAAGCGACGCCCAAACCGAAAACACAAUCCGUAAGGAGUGCCAUCAAGAAGCCAAUGGCGGAGCUGCAGAAGUGUCCGCAUUGCGCGCGCGCUUUUGGCGUCCGCGCGUUCGAGCGCCACGUGGAGUGGUGCGCGGACAAGGCGAAGAUAUUGCCGGCCGCCGCGGCCGCACAGCCGCCGCCCCACAUCGCGGAUGCCAAGCAGCGGCUCAACGCGCGCACGCAGUACAAGGCGCCAUUGGCGCGCGCGCGCAGAUCUUCACAGAGCCGCGAGAAAGCGUCGAACAGUCGCUCCACGUCAGUGGACUCCUCGCGUGGUGUAUCGCCCCCGCCGCCAAGGGAGGCGGGUGACGGCAAAGGGAGACCGCGUGCGUCAGAAUCUUUGUCGAGUAACGACUGCUACGAUGAUACAGCGCCACACGUCCCCGUUAUCAGGAACUCUAGGACAUCGCAAAACAAUUCAGGCGACGCCAACGUUAAGGCGCGUCAAGCUCGGCUUGCUAGAGACAUAAGCAAUACAAGGCUUGACGACAAUUACGACCCUUUCGUUUCCGCCGCCAGGCAAAUGAAGGAGCUUAUGUCCUCCGACACUAAUAUUCCUAAAAAACUUCAAUCCCCUCCCAAAGAAUUGAACAGAACUCUUCCUACUCUCCGCCCAAAUAAAGAUAAGACGGACGACGAAUCCCUCUGCGAAGAUUUCGAUCUCGAGGAAUUUAUGACUACUUUUGAUGAGGAAGUAAAUAAACAAAAACUCGAGAAUAAACGAACAUACAGCUCAACAACUAGAAUAGUUAAGCAGUCUAAAGUGUUUGAUACGCUCAAAGCGCCUGAUGUUAGCGAUGAUAGCAUUCUUCCAAAAGCUUUAAAUAAUGGUAUGUUGCCAGUUAACAAAUCAAUGUCUCUUGUUUUUAGCAAUAACAAUGUUAAAGGCGAAAACCUUUUCCCAUCCUCCGUUAAACGUUCCACAUCCCUCCUUGACUCCAUUCAGAAGAAAAACACACUGAAAACGGACACAUCGAAGAGUCGACAUAAAGCCGAUCAAUUGGAACAGGAUAUAAUGCAAUCUCUCAAGGACUUCGACAAAUUUUACGAGUCCGAAAGGAUAGAGAACCACCAUUCUAGUAAAGAAUUCGUAAAUUGUUCCAAAAAUGCUUAUAAUACGACGAAAAAGGAACCCGGAACGAAGACCGAGAGGAGAAAUAACAAGAACGCAAAAAUGUCCAAUGGUCAUUUCUCGCCCAGCGGGAAACCGAGCAAUGAUUCAGCCUAUAGCAGCUUAAACAGGAUAUCCCCUUCAAAGUUAUCACUGUGUAACUCCAAAGAUCAGAACGAUUCGGCGCAACUAGAGCAACCUCAAACCGGCUCAGAUUCUAUGGGGGGAAGUCAGAAAGAUGAGGUCAGAUCCAUCUCCAGCGAAGAGUUUCUGGCAAUGGAGCGCUCCGCCGAACUGAAUGAGCCACUGCCAAGAGUCGACGCACAAUACAAAGAUUUAAGCAGUCAUACUAUUAAUGAGAAGCGCGCAGCCUCGCGGGCGUCGUCACAGCGCAGCCCGCUCUGGCGCUCCCGCCAGGAGCUCAGCUCGAGCGGCUCCGAUACGUCGCUGCCCAGGGCGAAGGAGGCCGCGCCCCCUCCGCGCCCCUCCCGCUUCUGCCACGAGUGCGGCAACCGGUUCCGCGUCGACACCGCCAAGUUCUGCAUCGAGUGCGGCGUCAAGAGGCUCGUUGUG